AUGGGCUCAUACAGCUUCUCUGGUAGGACCGCUAUACUAAUACCAGGUGAAGAUUAUGACUCACUCAGUCCUGAUUAUGAUACAGACGAAAUAUUAUAUUUGGAUGUUUCAGUAGAAUUUAAUCCGGCAAGUCCAAACUGGAAAUCAAUAACAGGAAUUGCCCCACCGCUUGCAUUCCAUAGCAUGUCAAUUGGAGGUGAAAGUAAUGAAUUAUUAAUAAUAUUUGGAGGUACAUCUAAAUACACCAUACCAUCAAAUCCAUUAUAUAUAUUUAACACAACAAGCAGUACGACAGCAACGAAUUCUCCAACAACGGUAAAUGUUAAAGGCUCAAUCGAGCAUACUUCGACUACGAGAUAUAACGAUUCAAUGGUCUUUAUAUUUGGUGGAACUAGUCAAGUUAUUACUAAUGAUAAUACAACUGAUAUAGUUACUGAUGCAUUCAACGAUAUGCACGUGUUAGAUUCUAAAUCAAUUACAUUCAACACAAUUUCUCCCUCAAAUGGCGUCUUUCCAUUUGGGGUUUUUCAUCAUAGUUCAACUUUAUUAAGUGAUAAUAAAAUUUACAUUAUCGGUGGUGUUGAUAAAAAUAACGCUUUCAUGCCAAUGGGAUCAAUCAACAUAUUUGAUACUACGACAAAUCAAUGGUCGAAUCAGAGUGCUACAGGGACGAUUCCAACUGAUAGAAGAGUUCAUCGGGCUGUUGGAACAAACGAUAAUAAAAUUAUCAUUUAUGGUGGAUGCAAUAAAGAUUAUUCUAUAAGUUAUUCUGAUUUAAGAGUUCUUGAUACAACUACACUUCAAUGGACAGCUCCUGCUACUCAAGGAACUCCUCCCCCACCAAUGUAUGCUCAUACAAUGACAAUGGUUGGAACAAAUGUUAUAAUAGCGUUUGGAUAUAUUUCGGGUUUCAAUACAGCACAAGAUAUUUACAUACUUGAUUCCACCAAAUAUACUUGGAUGCCAACUUAUGUACCUAAUAAUCUUGAAAUUACCAAUACAAAACCAAUUAAUGCAUCUUCUAAUGUCCCUUCAUCAUCGCCGUCGUCGCCGUCGUCAGAUCAAAUAGGUGUAAUUGUAGGUUCAAUAAUAGGCUCGUUGGCUGCUAUUUUUUUGAUUAUAGUCUUGGUAAUUUGCAUGCGUAAGAAACGUAAAAAUGGUUCGUUUUUCACAAAACCUUAUGAACAGAACCAACCUUCAGUGCCACCUAUUUCAGGUACUCUUCCUUAUAAUCAGUUGCCAACGACAGUAAAUAAUCAAGAUCCAGCGAGGCAACUACCUCCUACAAUGUCACACUUUGUCAGCAAGUCAAAUGCAGGUUCUGAUAAGGGUAGUACAGCAACCAAUAAUGAGCAUAAUGAAUCUUACUACAAUAACAGUUCUUCUAGAAACAGUUCAAAAACCAACUCGAAUAGAUUUAGUGUUAUACCUUAUCUUGAUAAUCCUUAUGGCGUCGAAAAAGAUACCACAGAUCCAACACCAAUAGUCAACCCUACUUCAUCAUCAUCAUUAUCUUCUUCGCCUAGCAAUAAAAAUCUUUUUAAUGAACAUGACGAUGAUUAUGGCAAUACGAAGGCAACAAGUGGAAUAAAUGAUUUAUAUGGUUAUAGUAGUCAAUUAAAUUAUAGUAACAACAAUAGCGAUUAUUAUUCAGAAAAACCUCAACCUCCAACACCUCCCUCAAAAUAUGAUGAUGAUGAUGGAUAUCCACAAUCAAAUAGACUGUCUGCAUCUUCCAGUAUCUAUGCGCCUUCACGCCCUGAUUCUCCUCCCUCAAUGAAUCCUCCGAUCCUACCUUCUUAUACUGACACCUCGUCGUUCUCCUCAUCAAAUGAAAAUAAUGAUGAAAUAAUGAGAGUAACUGAUAACGAUUACGACAAUGAUAAUGCUGUCCCGAUAUUUUCAAUUUCUCCUGAUGAAGAAGCCGGAGUAAAUGAACCAAGAAAAGUUGAAAAAAGAGCUUUUAGUUUAAGAUCAGCACAAAGACUUAGUAGUACUGUGGUAAGACCAAAUAAAGGAACACCUUCAACUACUGAAGAGACUAUUACCGAAGAGUUUACAGAAGAAAAUUUAUAA
Entrophospora candida is the source of this 2076-nucleotide messenger RNA. Lineage: Eukaryota; Fungi; Glomeromycota; Glomeromycetes; Entrophosporales; Entrophosporaceae. The record is from the annotation of a GenBank genome assembly.